CUCAUCGUAAAAAUAUUUAUUGAAUAAAAUUUAUUAAUUGUUUUGUGAAUUUCGCAGUAAAAUGUCUCACAAUCAGCGCCAAAUUCACCAAGAUUGGGCCAAUCGGGAGUACAUUGAGGUCAUUACGGCCAGCAUUAAGAGAAUAACAGACUUUUUGAAUUCUUUCGACAUGUCCUGUCGCUCUCGGCUGGCGGUGCUGAAUGAGAAGUUGACCAUCUUGGAGCGAAGGAUUGACUACUUGGAAGCUUGUGUGACGAAGGGGGAGACACUCACAUAAGACUGAGCUGUAAAUUCCCAGGAGGCGCAUCAUCCACAACAUUUCCGGAAAGAGAAAAUCCGCGUGCAUUUCGAGUGUAAAUAAUUCCAUUUAAGAAAUGAAUGAAAGUCUUUUGUGACUCAGUA
Messenger RNA from Lutzomyia longipalpis, 402 nucleotides. RefSeq names its product probable protein BRICK1-B (gene HSPC300). The record is from RefSeq and is a predicted model, not a curated record. NCBI's taxonomy places the organism in Eukaryota, Metazoa, Arthropoda, Insecta, Diptera, Psychodidae. The coding region runs from base 62 to 277 and encodes 71 amino acids. The transcript has 2 exons. Gene Ontology annotation, biological process: actin filament organization; cell motility; regulation of actin polymerization or depolymerization. Gene Ontology annotation, cellular component: SCAR complex. Gene Ontology annotation, molecular function: protein-containing complex binding.